Molecule: messenger RNA, 591 nt
Organism: Hordeum vulgare subsp. vulgare (domesticated barley)
Lineage: Eukaryota; Viridiplantae; Streptophyta; Magnoliopsida; Poales; Poaceae
Exons: 5
Coding region: 1-591 (196 amino acids)
Cellular component (GO): chloroplast; thylakoid
Molecular function (GO): peptidyl-prolyl cis-trans isomerase activity
Source: RefSeq, a predicted model, not a curated record
AUGUCAUCAUGCCCAGCAUGCCGUCCCGGCCUCCCGGCGCUCCUCCCACGCCCAUCAGCUCCCCUCUCCGCCACGAAGCGGGCUGUUCAUCGGACAAGGCCUGCCCACUCCCCCUUCAAGCUCUCCUCUCCUGCCUGCCGCCGUCGUGCUCGGGUCAUCUCUUCUUGCCACGGUGGUAUGGUAGAAAGGAGACUAAUGUUGAUUCCUGCUAUUAGUCUCACCAUUGGCUCCCUUCAGUACAGUCUAGAGAAGGGAGCAGCAAAAGCUGAAUUUACUGAGAUGCCAGCGCUCCGUGGGAAGGAUUAUGGGAAGACAAAAAUGAGUUAUGCAGAUUACACUAAAACAGAGUCAGGCCUCCAAUACAAGGACUUGCAGGUUGGAGAUGGCCCAUCCCCAAAGAAGGGAGAGACAACAGUGAACCUGAUCACAGUUGCAGUUUUCCUGACGGAUCGCUUCAUUUCAUCAGUUGUGGUCACUGAUCUCUACGAUCUGGUUGCAGAUAUGGAGAUGGACGAGUGCCUGCACAACUGGCGCGACGAAAAGACCAAUAGCACCGCCUGCAGGGUACAACAUCCAUCAUUCCUUCUCUGA